Colletotrichum tamarilloi is the source of this 603-nucleotide messenger RNA. RefSeq lists its product as uncharacterized. Lineage: Eukaryota; Fungi; Ascomycota; Sordariomycetes; Glomerellales; Glomerellaceae. Gene Ontology annotation, cellular component: small-subunit processome; nucleolus. Bases 1 to 603 code for a protein of 200 amino acids. The transcript has 8 exons. The record is from RefSeq and is a predicted model, not a curated record.
AUGGGUGUCCAGAAGAAGACCAGAAAGUUUGGUGAAGUCAAGCGAGUCAUCGGCAAGAACGAUGCCCGGCGCAAGGAGAACCUGAAGAAGGCGGAAGAGGCUGAGCAGAAGGCGAAGCGUGAAAGAGGCGGUCCGGAUGGCGAGACAAUCGUCAGAGAGAUUCCCCAGGUCCCCUCCCAGAUGUUCUUUGAGAGCAACUCAAGUCUUGUGCCUCCCUAUGGCGUCCUCGUCGAUACCUCAUUCUUCUCCCGUACAGUUCAGAUGAAGUUGCCAGUGAUAGAAACCAUGAUGGACUGUCUCUACGCUACCUGCCACCCCAUCGUGACCGACUGUGUCAUGGCCGAGUUGGAAAAGCUUGGUCCCAAGUUCCGCCUUGCUCUCAGAGUAGCGCGCGACCCCCGUUUCGAACGACACAAGUGCACACACAAAGGAGUGUAUGCCGAUGACUGCCUCGUGUCCAAGGUAUCUAAAGACAGAGUGUACCUCGUCGCAACCAACGAUAAGGGUCUUGUGUCCAGGCUCCGUCGCAUACCCGGUGUUCCUAUCAUGAAGUGUGGACGCGGAAAGUACACCAUCGAGAGAUUGCCCGAUGCCCCGAUUUAA